Messenger RNA from Clupea harengus (Atlantic herring), 3270 nucleotides. It is a transcript of the gene tppp, whose product is annotated as tubulin polymerization promoting protein. Gene Ontology annotation, cellular component: microtubule. NCBI's taxonomy places the organism in Eukaryota, Metazoa, Chordata, Actinopteri, Clupeiformes, Clupeidae. Gene Ontology annotation, molecular function: tubulin binding. Gene Ontology annotation, biological process: microtubule polymerization; positive regulation of protein polymerization; microtubule bundle formation. The record is from RefSeq and is a predicted model, not a curated record.
UGUUUUGUGUCUCAUUCACCAUCGUCGCAACAAUACUAUUUCCACCUCGCGAGCAACGCUCCUCCAUGAGCUGCUUCGUAAACCGCUCAUAGGACAGUGUUGUACGUGCAACCAAUCAGAGCUGUCGGCCGUUUUACGGUGUCUUCCAGGGCUUUGAACCAUCAAGCAUAUUCCAUUGCCGCGCUAUCAGCAGGAGAGCAGAAAGCGCGUCUCGGGUUCUCACGGGUACACUGGAUGUGAUGAUGUUUUUGUAAGUCACAACGAGGGCUUGGAGCUAAACGUUGAAGGAAAUACAUAACCAGCUGCAUCAAGAAACCAAGAGAUUCUACCAGUUGUAGCAGCAUAGAGGGGGAGAUGGAGGGCUCCCACGCUACCACAGGUCCUAAUAACGGGGAGGAGUUCAAAGUUCAGACGGCGAAGCACAACAACCACGCCCCUAUGCGGCCACCUAGCGAGCAGUCAAAGGACCGGGCCCAGAAGCGCCUGUCAGCGGAGUCAAACGGGGUCAGUGAGGGUGGGGCCGGGGCGCGCACCCCCGUGGAAGUGACGGCACUGGAGGAGGCCUUCCGCCGCUUCGCCGUCCACGGGGACACGCGCGCCACUGGUAAGGAGUUGCAUGGCAAGAACUGGUCCAAGCUGUGCAAAGACUGCAGUGUCAUCGACGGCAAGACCAUCACUCUCACAGACGUGGACAUCGUCUUCUCCAAAGUCAAGAAGAAAUCCUGCCGCACCAUUACAUUCAACGAGUUCAAAGAAGCUCUCACAGAGCUGUCCAGGAAACGGUUCAAAGAGAAAAGCAAUGACGAAGCAGCAGAGGAGGUCUUCAAGCUGAUCGAGGGCAAAUCACCAAUCAUAGCUGGAGUCACAAGAGCAGUGGCCUCGCCCACCGUGUCACGCCUGACUGACACCACCAAGUUCACCGGCUCACACAAGGCGCGCUUCGACGAGACAGGCCGUGGGAAAGGCAAGGCAGGCCGCGUAGACGUCCUGGACAAGUCAGGUUAUGUAUCCGGCUACAAACACAAAGGCUCGUACGAGAAGAAGAUGCAGCCGAGGCCCAAACCAGAGUGAGACGCUGCUGGGGUCACGCUGGGGUCACGCCAGUCAGAAGAGUUAGCAGAGAAACACCAUCUUAAAUCGCAUCCCGAACUGUCCUCUGUCUGUCUCUUGUUCUAACACCAAACAGAAAAAAAGAAGCACAACAAGGAAAUAUUUUCCAUUUCAUGUUAUUGUUUGUUAUCAUUUGUGAGUGAGAUGUGGUUCAAGUUCCUUUUUUUCCAGUGAUGUUUGAGAACUGGAACGUUGUUUACAUCUACACAAAGACAUCACCAGCUGGUACAUUCCUAACCAAUACCAAGCCACUGCCAAGCAUUAAGAGGAACCACCAUGGAAGGGAAAGCACUAUGAAUUAUGAAGUCUUACUAAUGCAAUAGGGCCUUACACUGCCAAGAGCUAUGAGGAUCAUUAUGCCAAGAAAAACAAUGAGAAAUCAUCUAACUAGAUUGCACUUUUCACUGGUCUUUCCUCUAUUCAUUUUCUGAGUCGUUUAACUGUAGAAGUGAUUCCCUUCAUUUAAUCAUACAAACUUUAUCAUUUCCUUACAGAAGUAGUUGAAGUGAAAGUAUAUUGUUUCUAAAUAUACUUCACUUGCGUCCUCUCCCUGGUGAGUGUUUGGGUAGAGGGUAAAGAGUAGAGCCCUCAGUAUACCACUUUCACAAUGUUUGGCACUUAACCUUGUCCUUUCACUGUUUAAAAGAUUUGAAAAUCACUAAUCACUGAUAUACCAUAAUACUGUUUUACUCAUUAGGUUAAUGGAGUUGGUCUUUGUAUGUACCCUUGUGGUUAACGACAGGUCUUAUUAUUUUCUCACAAUUCACGUUAAACCAGUGCCGUACCGUUCAUGUGUAAAUGUUUUUUUUCAUUUCAACUCUAGGACAAACAGUAUGUUCAUUUCCCCCCAACCAUCAAAAGUAGUGCACAGGUCCUAGGCCACUGAAAUACAACGGCACAUAUGCAACUGGACGCGAUUAGUGUUAGGUACAACAUAUGCGCCGCGCAUUCAGAAACCAGAAACCGCUAGCUUCUUGGAAACAAAAGAUAUGGUAUUCAAGAUUGUAUUUUAAAAAAUCUUGUUGUUUUGAGUUAUGUGGUCCUUAUUAUUUAUGGAAUGCUAGUAUAUGGUAUGCUACAAUGUUAGCUUGAACUCAAACACUGGCUGCCUAUUUGUAAUCUGUGUGCAUUUUUCAGUGCAUUGUGAAUUGUAUCCGCCCUAUAAAGUACAUUAUGUUUAAGACGCAUCGCUUGCGCUAACAACAUUGACGUUACCAGGGAUACUUUGUUCAUGUCCACACAAUGCAUACAGAAGAGAAGAUGGUAAAGACAUUGUGUAUUUUAACUUAGCAUAGUCCAAAAAUGCCAUCCAUUGCUAUUUUCUGUGGUGAAAUGACAACCUGAAAAAGUUCUAUGAAUAACCUUAAUUUGUUUGUGUGGUAUAUCACACGGUCUGAAUUUUAUUACAAUUGAGCAGAAUACCGUAGUUCUACCACCAUCAUGUUGAACCAGCAUAUAACACACACAUUUACUACUUUUUUAACAAGUGAACUAAUUACAGUUUUAUACAUUUCAUACUAAGCCACUUUGCUACAUUUUGAACUAUGUGCAAUGUAUCAGAUCAGACAAAAAGCAACCAUGUUUACAGUUAAUGUGUUUUUAACUAAAUAGCCAAAUUUGAAACAGCUUUAGCUGCACAGGGUAAGCACGACAGGUCUUAUGUCAUUUAAUUUUGCCCUUGAUGUCUUUCCACAUCCUUCAAAAUUGAUUAGUCCAAUUAAGCUAACAUAGAGGGACAAAAAUUCCCAUAAUCAAAUAUUUAUUGAUAGUUCAUUUGACUAUCUGAAGGAAAGGGAAUAACAGGUAUGUAUUCUACAGAACAUCUAUUUUUCACACAUAGUGACAUACUGUUCCUUCCAUAUUCAUAGCCAGUAGAGUUAGCCUAGAAAGUGACUUGUAUUUAUGUGAAAAUAUUACUGUACUAGCAGUUGGAAGUAUUUAAUGUAUGAUUUGAUGUUUGUGUGCUUACUGCCAAAUAUUGUACACCAUUUGUGUUGAGGAACAAUAUUGUCUUAUUUUUUAAGAAUAACUUUUUUCUAAUGGUUUUGUGCCCUGAUGCAUGUUAUCUGGUCAUGGUAUGGUACUUUAGACCGUGCAGUAUAUGUGUGUCCCAGUUUUGUAGCAUUGUUGAAAAUAAAAAUAAAUGAAACCUUGCCUGGA